AUGAGCGCUCGAGGAGGAACUCCUUACGUUGGCAGCAAAAUAAGUCUAAUAUCGAAGGCACAGAUUCGUUAUGAAGGUAUAUUAUCCUCCGUGGACACAGAUAAGUCCACUGUUGCUUUGGCCAAAGUAAAGUCAUAUGGAACAGAGGACAGGCACACCUACAGUCCAGUUCCCCCUAAAGAGGAAAUGUAUGAGUACAUAAUCUUUCGAGGAAGUGACAUAAAGGACAUCACGGUGUCUGAACCAACAAAACCAUUCCACGGGCUCCCUCGAGACCCUGCUAUUGUCCUGUCCCCUCUUGGAUGCUCCUCUGGAUGUCACCCACGUUGGAGCCCUUACAGAGACAUGAUGCCCACCUACAAUCAGCUGGCUACCAGCUCUCUCCUCACCCAGCAGUACAAUGCAGCAUUGGGGCUAGUUCCAGGAUUUCACGGUAUCCUUGCCAGAAGAGCUCCUACGGUAGAGCAAGCGGUUCAGACGGUGCCAUUGGCCAGCAGUGCUCAGAAAAAGGGGAAAUCCUCAACUCAGCCGCAGCAGGUUAGACAGACCAAUCGUCCUGCUGUUUCCCAAGUUCUAAAAGAGAAUGUCCCCAGCACUCAAACCGCAUCGCAGCCAAGUGGCGGCAAGGCACAAGUCAAAAGUACCGAUAAUAAAAAACGAAGACAAAAACAAGGAAGUCGCUGGUCAAAGAACUGGAGCAGAGGCCAGCUUCCUGUAAAGAACUCCAAGCCUACGACUUUGAAGUUUGAGUCAGAUUUUGAUUUUGAAACAGCAAAUGCUCAGUUUAAAGAUCUCACGGAGGUUUUAGUUCAGAAAGCCCCUAAGAGCCUGUGUACACAAGAGGAGACACUUGGGGACAAGUACUACGACAAGAGUAAGGGCUUCUUUGACAACCUCUCAUCAGACAUGAAGCCCAGGACAAUCACAUGGGAAGAGGCGCAAAAGUUAAACCUGGAGACUUUCGGAGUGCAGGGACGUUUCCUGGGAGGCAGAAGAUUCCGGGGUCGCAGAGGGCAGAGCAAAGCUGAACAGCGACUCCUUCCAAAAAUUGAUGGUGGGAGAGUGUGAAAGUGUUAUUUUUUUUGUUGUUGUUGUGGUUGGUUUUCCCUGUAAAUAUUGUAGUUUUCUACUUAAUUGCCUCCCCCUUUUUCAAUUUGAAGCACUUGAUGUAUAUUUUUGUUUCUUUAUUCCAAAUAUGCAUUUAUGGGUGCACUGUACAUUUUCUAUAAUCUAAAAUGGGAGAGAUUUAUUUUAUUCCAGCACCUGUACAUCAAGUAAAUGUAUUAAUUUGUAGUUCAGCAUGUAACGAAAGAUCUCCUUGAAUAGAGAAUCAAGCAUGCGAUUUAAUUUUGUGCUGUAGGUCUGGAUGUUGUUCUGCACUUGACUGUCC
Molecule: messenger RNA, 1390 nt
Organism: Phycodurus eques (leafy seadragon)
Lineage: Eukaryota; Metazoa; Chordata; Actinopteri; Syngnathiformes; Syngnathidae
Product: protein LSM14 homolog B-like
Exons: 8
Coding region: 1-1068 (355 amino acids)
Molecular function (GO): mRNA binding
Source: RefSeq, a predicted model, not a curated record